Salvia miltiorrhiza (redroot sage) is the source of this 1440-nucleotide messenger RNA. RefSeq lists its product as uncharacterized. The record is from RefSeq and is a predicted model, not a curated record. Lineage: Eukaryota; Viridiplantae; Streptophyta; Magnoliopsida; Lamiales; Lamiaceae. The transcript is spliced from 3 exons. Bases 426 to 1229 code for a protein of 267 amino acids.
CGGCGUGUUCUUUCGUGGCGGUUCUCGCCAUUUUUUGCUCUAGAUCGGCGGGUCUCUUUCAGACGCCGCCGCCAUGUGUGGGAGACGGAGAUGGCAGUAGCCCAGAUGGCGGCGUCCGCCAAGGACGUCUCAACGUUCCUUGGCCGGUAAGUAAUAGGAAUUUGGAGAGGAGAAGAGCACGUUUCACCACAUUUCCUAGCGACGAGAGGCAUUGGAGUGUUCUCUUGGGAGAAGAGAGUUUAAGACAGACCACUUUGUGGAGUUUCGUCCCUCCUGGUCCAGAAGGUAUUAUUUUUCCUUCAACUAGUGCUCACUCCGAGCUUAUCUUGUCUAUUUGGGCCUCGGAGAUUUUAGGGCACAGCUGCAGUUUUCACCCGGCUCUACACGACUUGACCUUGGAUGAACGGGCUUAUGCAGACUACGUGAUGUCACACCCCAAGAUGAAUCUUCUUCCGGAAAAGGAUAGCUAUGAAACUUACUUGAAGCUGCGGGAGAAGAAGAAAGCAUCCGGCAAGGGCAAGAAGGGUGGUUCGGGUAGUGAGCCCGUUAGUGAGUCCGAUGUCCAAGUAGUCGAACCGUCAGGGCGGUCAAAGAGGAAGAAGAAAGCAACGCCUUUUGAGGUCCUGGACUACUCCGAUGGCUCUAUCCAUCUCACACUUCCUAGUGGGACUUCAGCCCAGACCGACUAUGAUUCGUGUGCGGAUCAUUUUGAGCGUCUGUUGCUAGAGGACGACCGCACUAGGAUGUUGAAGGUUGGAGUGGUUGAUUCUGCCAGCACUGCCGCCCGUCUUGCGUUUCAGGGCUAUCAGUAUACUCUGUUCAUGAAGGAACAGCUGGUAGAGACGGCUGACCAGCUCAAGGUGGCUCUGAGAGAGCAAGACGCCCUUCGGAAGGAACUCGAGGAAGUGAAGGGUCGUUAUGAAACGGCAGAGAAGGAGCUGAGGGAUGAGCUAUCCUUGAAGAGUCACCUGAUUUCUACCCUUCAGUCUCAGAUAGGGCAAUUGGAGGCGACUUUGAAGGUCCGAGAGGAGGAACUUCAGUUUAGCCAUCUUGAGACGGUCAUUCUUACCCGUGGUGAGAUGAUGAAGGAGUUCAAGGAAGGGAAUGCGGGUUCCUGGGACGUAGAGAAGGGCAUACGUGAGAUGGAGGAUGUGCUACGUGACAGGGCUGAAGGAGUGGGAGUGGUUGAUGCCACUACUGACGGCGAGGGCGACGGGGGCGAUGACUAGACUUAUUUGUAGUUGAAACUUCUUCAAACACUUUCUAUUUGGUUAUGUAAUAGUAAUUAGGAUCUUCGAACUUGACAUUAUUUACUUUUCUCCCCUAGUUUGAGUCUAGUCUCUUUUGGCUAGACUUGGACUUGGUAUUUGUAGGACAUAUCAUUUUCCGGUAUAUCCGGCCCGAUCAGGGGGUUCACUCUUUGAUGCUUUAUCCGAUAUA